Messenger RNA from Leptosia nina, 528 nucleotides. Lineage: Eukaryota; Metazoa; Arthropoda; Insecta; Lepidoptera; Pieridae. The record is from the annotation of a GenBank genome assembly.
AUGAGUAAAGGUGUUGAUAUGGUCUCAAACAGUGUGGUAGAAGUAAUCGAAAGUGAAAUAUGUGAUGAACCCGUAUUCGAUUCUCAAUAUGACGACGAUUUAUAUAAUAUCUGUGAGUCUUUUGAAAGUAAGACGGAAAUUGGGCCAGUUCCUGAAAACCUAGUCAAAAGAGCUGCUGAAGACGAACCCAGUAAUAAUUCAAAAAGACAAAAAUGUGACAACGGAGAUGUAACAGAUGCAACUGCGGGCGACGAGAAAGUAAAAUGUCCAUCAUGUCAAAUUCUGGUUCGAAAGAAGUACUUCGCGACGCACUCAAGAAGCAAACUGCACAAAAGUAAUGUUUCAAAAUUGCAUAACACGAUCAAAGUGUGCGUCGAGUCAGCUUGCGGUAAGCGAGUUAUUUCAUACAAAAUGAACGAAAAAAGCUUCGACCACUUUGACGCGCCGGAAGUAUUUUUGAACUCGGUUAAAAACGAAAUCAUGGUUCUUAUACAGAAGUCUAUAGAAAAAUAUACAGUAUUGAAGUAA